AUGGGCGCUGCAGUUCAGCCUAUGUCGAACUCGGCAAACGAUCUACAUGGACUUUGGUUCUCGAGGGUCGCUCGCACCGUCUCUCACGAGAUAGGCCAUUGUUUCUGCUUGGGACACUGCUCCUAUUAUGCUUGUGUUAUGCAGGGUACAACGAGUGUGGCAGAGGAUGUUAGACAACCUCCUUACUUGUGCCCUGUCUGCCUGGCAAAAAUCACACAUGCCAUGAUGGGCGUCUCACCCGAAACUGGUGAUAACGAGCAGGCAUACAUUGUGCAAAGAUAUCAGGCCUUGAUGGAGUUCUGCCAAAGCUGGCUGCAUGUGGGUGGAGAAGGGUCGAGAUUCUCUCCGCAGGGCGUAGUGCCUCUCCGCCCAUUUGUCUUGAUUGACGAACGAGCACUUAUUGGUGCCCGUGAGACGUAG
This is a messenger RNA of Neurospora tetraspora, 420 nucleotides long. RefSeq lists its product as uncharacterized. Gene Ontology annotation, molecular function: metallopeptidase activity. The transcript has 2 exons. NCBI's taxonomy places the organism in Eukaryota, Fungi, Ascomycota, Sordariomycetes, Sordariales, Sordariaceae. Gene Ontology annotation, biological process: proteolysis. The record is from RefSeq and is a predicted model, not a curated record. The coding region runs from base 1 to 420 and encodes 139 amino acids.